This is a messenger RNA of Bactrocera dorsalis (oriental fruit fly), 825 nucleotides long. RefSeq names its product probable oligoribonuclease. Gene Ontology annotation, molecular function: nucleic acid binding; 3'-5'-RNA exonuclease activity. Lineage: Eukaryota; Metazoa; Arthropoda; Insecta; Diptera; Tephritidae. The coding region runs from base 58 to 732 and encodes 224 amino acids. The record is from RefSeq and is a predicted model, not a curated record. Gene Ontology annotation, cellular component: mitochondrion. The transcript has a single exon.
UUUCUUCAAGUCUUUUUCAUACAUAUUUCGUAACACUGCAUUGAAUAAAUUCUUAAAAUGCUAAAAUUCAUUUCACGUGGAUGUAUUACUUCGUUAACAUCGAGGGUUUCAAAAUUUCAAUGCGAAAAUCAUCACACAAAACUUUCAAAAUUGUCUGUGAAUAUGGAGACCGUUCCAAGAUUGUUAGCUGACAAAUCCUCAAUUGUAUGGAUGGAUCUCGAGAUGACUGGUUUAAACUCGGUUUCUGACAAAAUAAUCGAAGUAGCUUGUUUGAUUACCGACAAGGAUUUAAAAGUUUUAACAGAGGGUUUGUGCUUUGCUAUUAAACAUCCAAAAGAAGUUUUCGAGCAAAUGAACGAGUGGUGCAUGAAGCAGCAUAACGAAUCUGGUUUAGUUAAAAAGUGCUUGGAAUCCGAUAUAACACCAGAGCGUGCGGAGAAGAUACUUUUGGAUUACCUACAGAAACAUAUUCCUGAGGGUAAAUGUCCAUUGGCUGGUAAUUCUAUAUAUAUGGACAGGCUAUUUCUACGCCACCACAUGCCAUCCGUUGAUAAUUACCUGCAUUACCGUGUUAUCGAUAUCUCAAGUAUAAAGGAAUUGUGCCGUCGAUGGAGAUCCGACUUAAUAAAAUCGGCUCCCGAAAAACGUUUAUUGCAUCGAAGCUUAGAAGACUUACAAGAUAGUAUUGAAGAGUUAAAAUAUUACCGAGAUAAUUUUUUUAAAACUGUAUAGUUCGUACAAUCUGCAAUAUUUUUAAGUUAGCUUUGUAUUAAGCGUAAACAUUUGGGUGUCAAUAAAAAACAUACACACAUUGUGAAAACUGUA